Monopterus albus (swamp eel) is the source of this 1711-nucleotide messenger RNA. Its product is annotated as protocadherin alpha-3-like. Lineage: Eukaryota; Metazoa; Chordata; Actinopteri; Synbranchiformes; Synbranchidae. The record is from RefSeq and is a predicted model, not a curated record. Gene Ontology annotation, molecular function: calcium ion binding. Gene Ontology annotation, biological process: homophilic cell-cell adhesion. Gene Ontology annotation, cellular component: plasma membrane. The transcript has a single exon. The coding region runs from base 110 to 1711 and encodes 533 amino acids.
CACUAGCCGGUGGAUUAGUCUCUGCAUUUCGUUACCAUAUCACCAACGGUUUUGACAUAGACACUGGUUCAGUCGCAGUAUCAGGCUUUUUGCAUUUUUUAUAAGGUCUAUGAUGGGAACCGAGAGACAAAGUCAAACGAGGUGGAAUAUGAUUGUGUUUCAAAUGGCUGUACUGCUUUGUGCCGGAAAUCAAGCUUUUGCACAAAUGAAAUACUCUGUUCUAGAGGAGGUGAAAGAAGGAACUGUUAUUGGAAAUGUGGCGAGGGAUCUUGGCCUUGACAUUACGUUGUUAGUUGACAGGCGGUUCCGCGUCGCGUCUGGACCUAAGGAGACAUUUUUUGAGGUAAACCAGAACAAUGGAGCGCUGUACGUCCAGAAGAAAAUCGACCGAGAGGAGCUGUGUCAUGAUAGCGGUGCGUGCUUAAUGGACCUAAAAAUCCUUGUUGAAAACCCUUUGGAAAUACACUACGUGGUAGUAGAGAUUUCUGAUGUCAAUGAUCACGCUCCUAGUUUCACGGAAAAACAGCAGAUGUUUGAAAUAUUUGAACAGACACUGCCAGGAAGGAGAUUCCAACUGCACACUGCUCGUGAUCCCGAUGCGGGAAUGAACUCUAUUCGUACAUACACUUUGACUUCAAAUGAUCACUUUGAAAUAGAUAUCCGCCAAAGCGAUGAGGAUAAAAUACCAUUUUUAGUGCUGAAAAAAUCAUUAGACAGAGAAAAAACGAGACAACACUUGUUAUUUGUUACAGCAGUUGAUGGAGGUAAACCUCAAAAGUCAGGGACACUAAAUGUCUCCAUUAUUGUCCUUGACAGUAAUGAUAAUCGCCCAGUGUUUAGUCAGGAACUUUACAAUAUUGAAAUAACAGAAAAUGUACCAGUCGGCACUUCAGUGAUUCAAAUGAAUGCGACGGACGCUGACGAAGGCACUAACAGCGAGAUUGAAUACAGCCUUGGAAAAACUCUUAAGAAAAACGUAUAUGAUAUGUUUGAAUUAGACAAAUUAACUGGAGUAAUAAAAGUAAAAGGAUUGGUGGACUAUGAGGAAAAUGAUAUUUAUAAACUUGAUGUUGAAGCAUCAGAUAAAGGGACACCUCCAUUAACAGGUGAGUGUAGAGUCAUUAUAAAAGUCAUAGACGUCAACGACAACCCACCGGAAAUAGAAGUAACAUCGCUAUCAAAUACGGUGUCUGAGGACUCAAAGCCUGGCACACUCAUUUCAUUACUCAGUGUGAUGGAUAAAGACUCCGGUGUGAAUGGGAAAAUAAUAGCAAGCAUAACUUCAGACGUGCCAUUUGAAUUAAAACCUUCCUAUAAGGAAAACACAUAUUCAGUUGUCACUAAAGGCGUUUUGGAUCGAGAGCAGGUGCCAAAAUAUGAAAUAACAAUAAAAGCCACAGACUGCGGUGACCCCGCCUUAUCCACCUUUAAAACUUUCAGCAUCCAGAUAUUGGACGUAAAUGACAACAGCCCACAUUUCAACGAAAACCCACUACAGUUUUACCUGUUAGAAAAUAAUGUUGCGGGCGCUUCAGUUUUCUCUGUAAGCGCAAAGGAUGAUGAUUUGAAUGGCAAUGCAGCAAUCUCUUACCAUAUUAGGAGAGAAGGGAAUCAAAAUGACAUCACGUCUUUCCUUAACAUAAACUCAGAAAACGGAGACAUUGUGGCGCUAAAGAGCUUUGAUCAGAAAACGGAGACAUUGUGGCGCUAA